This is a messenger RNA of Priapulus caudatus, 1297 nucleotides long. Its product is annotated as tyrosine-protein kinase Fps85D-like. The coding region runs from base 248 to 1297 and encodes 349 amino acids. Lineage: Eukaryota; Metazoa; Priapulida; Priapulimorpha; Priapulimorphida; Priapulidae. Gene Ontology annotation, molecular function: protein tyrosine kinase activity; ATP binding. Gene Ontology annotation, biological process: protein phosphorylation. The record is from RefSeq and is a predicted model, not a curated record. The transcript has 8 exons.
CGUCAUCGAGGAGGAGAGAAAGUUUGCCUUCGACGCGGCGUUGCUGGACAGCUUCAAGGGCAAGCUGCAGCCGAGCAAGGUCGAGCUGAACGACCUGACCGCAGACGACGUCAAGUCAAAGGAGUCGGAGCUCGCCGGAAGGCUGCUGCUAGUCGGCAAGUCGAUCCGCAACAAGCAGGAACAGCUGGACAAGCAGCGUGUCGACCUCAGCUCCACGAAGCCACUAGUCUUCCAGGCCGACACGCAAAUGAUGCGGCAGCGCGCGAUAGACAUGCUGCACGUCGACGUCAACAGUCUGCAGUGUCAGGAGGAGUGCCUGCUUAGUAAGCACACGCUCCUGCAGGUGGCGCUAGACAACCUUGGCUCGAAGGACACGCCAUCCGCCAUCGAAUUCGACGACAACUCGUCCGACGGCUCGGCACUCAGCGACGACUCGGGGCUGCUGCCGGCGACGCGCCGCCAGGACAACAAGAACAGCUUCGUGAGCACGCUGAUGAAGACGCGUCUGCACAAGCGCUCGCCGUCGACGCCGCCCGACGUGCCGAGCCGCGACUUCCUCAACAGUUCGUCGACGUCCGACUACAGCGGCAGCUCGGGCGAGUUUUCUCCGCUGCCGCCAGUGCUGCUGCAGACGCAGACGUCGUCGCGCGUGCUGUGGGAUGAGGAAUGGUUCCACGGCGUGCUGCCACGCAACGAGGUCACCGAGCUGCUCUUCCGGGAGGGAGACUUCCUCGUGCGCGAGACCGUGCACCACGGCCAACCCGAGUAUGUGCUGUCCGUCUUCUGGGAAUGCGUGAAGCACUUCAUCCUGCAGAAGAUGCCCGAGGGGCACUACCGCUGUGAGGGGGCGUCGUUCCCUUCAAUCCAGGAGCUCAUUCAAUGGCACGUGGCAAGCAGUCAACCGGUCACUAAGCAGUCGAGCGCCAUACUGCGAUCGCCGAUUCAGCGUGAGAAGUGGCAGCUGAACAACGACGACGUAGAACUAAAGGAGAAAAUCGGAAAGGGUAACUUUGGCGACGUCUACUGCGCGAUGCUGAAGACGAACGGGCGCCAAGUGGCGGUGAAGACGUGCAAGGCGACGCUGCCGGACGACCAGAAGAAGACGUUCCUCAAGGAGGGCCGCAUCCUCAAGCAGUACGACCAUCCGAACAUCGUGCGCUUCAUCGGGAUCUGCACGCAGCGCCAGCCCGUCAUGCUCGUCAUGGAGCUAUGCGCAGACACUGGCGUUUCUUUCUCGCGCCAGAAUAAGUUCUUCCUAGGAGACUUUUCACGACCAAUGUUCCCGCCGUGCCACUAG